AUGCGAAUUUCAUUGCAGAACCCUUUCUCGUUCUUUGGUAUUGACGAAUUUGAGAAAAACCAGAACAACAAUCAAUUCUUUGACGGGGACAAGUCGGAUCCUCGCCUUUGUCUGGAAAAUCCGUUUGACGAUGAUGACGAUGAAAGACUAGUGACGGAGGUCCGAAACAAUCCAAGACGCCCACCACUUUCUUCAGAUGAUGAGGACGACGGAGAUGAGGAUGAUGAUGAUAAUGAGGAUGAUGAUGCGGUGAGCAAUGGUGGGGUGGUUCAGACAGAAUCUGUAGAAGCACUGGGGAGGUCAGAAGACGACAACAUGGGGGUCAACAGCUUGACAAGCCCAACUCAGGUCUCUCAGGACAGCUCUUCAUUGAUAAACACACCUCCACCUACACGUCGCCUACCUCCACCGCCCACUCUUGCUGAGAAACUUAACAAAUUAAUUCAAGUUAACUUGGAUGGGAUGACAUGCAGAUGUCAUAUUUUCGAGACCACAUUUGCAACAAAUUACUCGGGAUCGGACUCUGGCACGGUUGCUGAGGCAAUUUUAUCUGCGGUGCUGACAUCAAUGGAGGAAGCUUUGAACAACUCCUUUCACGAGUUGAAGAUCCUUCCUAUCUCCGACGACACUUAUAAACAACAGAACCGGUGGAUCCGGAACUCGGCUGAGUUACGCAACAAAAUUCCGUCCUACCGGGCCCUGAGUCUUUACUGCGAUAUGGAAUAUGGGAAUUCUCCUUAUGCAGCAAUCAACAGCAAGCCUGGCGAGAAGAAACUACGUACCCGAAUGCGGGUUGGCUUUGCAAGGGACACGUCGGAAGAGGCGGUACAGGACUAUCUUCACACUGGUCUCCGUUCCCAGGGUCGCGGUGCCGGAUGUUACCCUUCGCCGCUUCAAUAUGGGGACAUUGUUAAAGUGGGUUGCUUUGCCUUCAUUCCGCCGGAGGUUAACUUUGAAGCCUAUGCGAAAGAAAUCAUGCGUCACUUUGACUUCUCUAUCCCUAUUGGAAUCAAGAUGGAUUGGGUUUCUACACCUUACACAGGACGUGCUAAAUUCAACAAACCAAAGCCAGACUUCCCCUUCGCUGCUCCGGCUACAUUUAUCAGUGAUUGGAAGUCUGCUCAACAGGGACUGAUCAGUGUGAAGGCCUACGGUCCGGUCAAGGAUGCUACCCUCACCCUUAUUAGCAAACUAUGUGAUUACUACAUCCUGACAGAGGUCCUGUAUUCGGUCAUGGAUCUUCCUGGGAUGUUCAAGUUCGCAACUACUACUAUGUUUGGCUCAUGCACCUUUUUUAAGCUUCUCUUGUCGAUCAAGGCAACCCCAGCUCAAGCCGACAAAGCUUCUCAUACCCACCAAUCAACAACUGAGACUGAUGACUCAGACGAUGACUCAGACGAUGACUCUUCUGACGACAAUCCCAAUGAAUCCUCUGGCUCUAAAGUCGGUCAAUUCACAGAAGUUUGGUCUAAGAAGGCGGCAACAAAGGUGAAAAAGAAGGCAAAGAAGAAGAAGAAGUUGAUCACUGAUAAUGAGAAUCCGUUCCUUAACAAUCUCUCCCCAGCCCAACGGAAAAUGGCUGAGGUGGCUGACCGUAAGCUGAAGAAUGAUCAGGAGCGUCACAAGUCCGGUCCGCUGUUCUUGAUGGUUCUACCAGGCGAGAUGGAGGGCACCUACAUCCUGGUGUGCCGCAAGAAGUUUGGACAAUUGGCUCGUAACUUCUUGAAGGGCUUGGUCCCUUUUCUGACUCAUCACCUGUAUGAGCCAACUCUGACAAAAACCGAUCAAGCCCUCCAUAAAUGGGUUCCGCAAUCAGAGAUCAGUAUGGCUCGACGUAAGAACCUCAAAUGGUGCACAAACACACUUCGUGCUGUGGAGGCUACCGCCUCGCCAGGCGCAGUUGAGGAAGCACUGGAGUUUCUGGAUGAUGUGAUGGAAGACGCAACGGAUGUCUAUGAUGGUCAACUCUCGAUUGAUUUGGAUAUGGCUAACAACAAAGACAUUGAUGAUGGGAAGACCGUGACGGGAAUGAUGGACGAGAUGCAGGAACGAGAGCAACAACUGGAAGAUGCCUUCAAUGAGAUUGAGAUUCAGGACAAUGCACUGGAGGCUCAGGAACGCGCCUUGGCACAACAACGUGCGGACAAUGCGACACUGCAAGCACAGCUUGCUGCCCUCCAGAGUCAGGCCAGCCAUCUACCUACCAUGAUGAGUCAGCCAUCUCCCACUCUACCACACACCAAUCGCGUGUCUCCUGACCGUCAAGCAUUGACUCCACCGGUCAGAUCUAGCAACAGAACCUUAGGCAAGUCAUCCACCGGUCAGAGCACUAUGGUUCCCAACACAGUGACACAACCAAAGAAGGCCACCAAGCAGGGCAAGCCACCAAAACAACCAGCCAAGAAGGCCCGAUUUCAGGAACCAUCUUCUGCCCAAUCCUUGGCGGCCUCGGCUGUUCAAGUAGACACGUCUCACAUGGAAGGGGACAACACUACUACCGCGUCUCAAGAUGAGAGCCAAACCUCAUCUCUUACUGCGUCUACUCCGCGAGAUGGAGGGUCUCCAUUCGUCUCUCCUCCUUCUGGGAAGGCGCACAGUGAUGGCGCCAAAAAUGGCAAUGACUCCAAGCAGCAACAGAUCAACUCCUGGCUGAAGGAAGAACGAGUGGGAAUUGCGUUGUUGGCAGAGGCCAAGAUGUUUUGGCCUUCUAUCAAUGAAGGUCACGGUUGGAGUGACAGACUCCGCCAAGCUACAAUGAAGUCCGAGCAAAAAGGGUUUUACUCAUCAGUAGCUUACAAUUGGCAUCAGGACAGAUCUGCUGCCACCUCGGCGGUACAAUGGGGCGGGUUCAUCGCGACCGUUUUGAACCAAGUGGCGCACAGGGCUAUGGAAGCUGGCAGAGACCCCACGGGUUUAGGACGAUGGGCCUAUGUUUGUCUCCAAGGAAGGAAGUUGAAAGCCCAUGGGGGUAAUGUUCAGGACUCUUUGGUUGAGGUAAAUGACUUAGUUUGUGGUCCGAUCUCCAAGGACUUGGUGGUUGUCUCCGCGUAUCGUCCCAACAAGCAAGGCCUUGGUGGAUCUACAGUAUGGGCACAACACAGGCUUCACUUUCAUGCAGUGAAUCGAAAAGUUAAUCCAAGGAAAGCCUUUGUGGACGAUCUUUGCAAACAGAUCACCAAAUGGCGUGAUGAAGGAUGUGAGGUGGUUUUGGGUAUAGAUGCAAACGAGGAUGUCACUGUUAACGCACCCCAGUCUAUCCGCCACCGCUUCCAGGCCUGCGGUCUUGAGGAGGCGAUCCUAAAACACCAUCCACCGCAAGCGACCCACCAGCGCAACCAACGGAACAUUCCGAUUGAUGGUAUCCUCACCACUUCGGGCGUACCAAUCCUUGCGGGUGGGUACUACGCCUUUGACAAAUUCUUCAAUUGCAAUCAUCGCGGAUUGUGGAUUGACAUUGAUCUUUCCGCUUCCAACCUCAGAAAUCCAACUUCAAGCCACGGAAGUUGUCCCUCCAAGACUCUCGAUCUGUACGCAAAUAUCUUCAAUUGGUUCACAAAGGUUAUGCCAAGUACUCCAUCCCGGAGAGAUUGA
Molecule: messenger RNA, 3591 nt
Organism: Cylindrotheca closterium
Lineage: Eukaryota; Bacillariophyta; Bacillariophyceae; Bacillariales; Bacillariaceae
Source: the annotation of a GenBank genome assembly